This is a messenger RNA of Knipowitschia caucasica, 414 nucleotides long. NCBI's taxonomy places the organism in Eukaryota, Metazoa, Chordata, Actinopteri, Gobiiformes, Gobiidae. The record is from the annotation of a GenBank genome assembly.
AUGAGAGUCAUCCAGUACAUCCAAGGCCUCAGCUUCGCAAAGAUUCAAGGCUUUUGUAUGCACUCCAAAAGCUUGAUCGCACCGCCUUUAAGCUUCAAAUCCCGCACGGCCCCUGCACGGCCCCCCCAUAACGCCGACCCGCCACGUGCACGAGCGCGUGUGUCACUUUGGAGCGAGGUUAGGAAGAGGAAGGAGGGGGCGGGGCUUGCCGGGUGGCCGCUGCUGCAAACAAAACGAAUCAACGCCAAGCUCAAAUCCAACCCGCGGGUCGCAGAGGCCAUUGUGACGUCCCGCCCACAAGACACGGCAUCAAGUCGGACCCCGAUUGUUUUAUGGAAAUGCAUGCCGAGCUGGCCGGGUGUCUGCCAGGCGGAAGACAGCGAGGGUGGAGUGGAUGGGAUUGGUGGGAGUUGA